AUGUCGGAUAAGCCGAUUGACAUACAAUAUGAUAAACAGGCUACUCCAGAUCUAAGCGGUGUGAUUACUCCGCCAAUAAGUAAAAUUGAUAAUGACACAGUCCGGAGUAAACUUUCAAAACUGGUAGGAGAUGCUAUGGCAAGCAAUCCCUAUUUCGCUGCCGGCGGUGGGCUUAUGAUUCUUGGCACAGGUUUAGCUGUAGCUAGAUCCGGUAUAAUAAAGGCCAGUAGGGUGUUAUACCGACAGAUGAUUGUCGAUUUAGAAAUUCAAUCCAAGGACAAAUCAUAUGCCUGGUUUUUGACAUGGAUGGCUAAACACCCUCAAAGGGUCUCUAGACACUUAUCCGUAAGAACUAAUUACAUACAACAUGACAAUGGAUCAGUCAGUACAAAGUUUUCACUGGUUCCAGGUCCAGGUAAUCAUUGGAUUCGUUAUAAGGGUGCUUUCAUCCUGAUCAAAAGAGAAAGGUCCGCAAAAAUGAUAGAUAUCGCCAACGGGUCGCCAUUUGAGACCGUAACACUAACUACUCUGUACCGUGACAAGCGUUUAUUUGAUGAUAUUUUAAACGAGGCUAAAGACAUAGCUUUGAAGACUACUGAAGGCAAGACUGUUAUUUACACUUCUUUCGGCCCUGAAUGGAGAAAGUUUGGUCAACCAAAAGCCAAAAGGAUGCUACCUUCCGUCAUUCUGGACAGUGGCAUCAAAGAGGGCAUUCUUGAUGACGUUUAUGAUUUUAUGAAAAAUGGCAAAUGGUAUUCUGACAGGGGCAUCCCAUAUCGUAGAGGUUAUUUGCUGUAUGGUCCUCCCGGAUCUGGUAAGACGAGUUUUAUCCAGGCUUUAGCCGGCGAACUAGACUACAACAUUUGUAUUUUAAACCUUUCCGAAAAUAAUUUAACGGAUGAUAGACUAAACCAUUUAAUGAAUAACAUGCCAGAAAGAAGCAUACUGUUAUUGGAAGAUAUUGAUGCGGCAUUUAACAAAAGAAGUCAAAGCGGUGAACAAGGCUUUCAUUCUAGCGUAACAUUUAGUGGUUUACUGAAUGCCUUGGAUGGCGUCACAUCUUCUGAAGAAACGAUUACUUUUAUGACUACUAAUCAUCCUGAAAAACUAGACGCGGCCAUAAUGAGGCCAGGUCGUAUUGACUACAAAGUCUUUGUUGGUAAUGCAACUCCAUAUCAAGUGGAAAAAAUGUUUAUGAAGUUUUACCCAGGCGAAACUGACAUAUGCAAGAAAUUUGUAAAGAGCGUUAAAGAAUUGGAUAUUACUGUAAGCACCGCCCAGUUGCAAGGACUAUUUGUUAUGAAUAAAGACGCACCACUCGAUGCGUUGAAAAUGGUCUUCAGCUUACGGAACGCUAAUCAUAUUUUUUAG
Saccharomyces paradoxus is the source of this 1371-nucleotide messenger RNA. RefSeq names its product bifunctional AAA family ATPase chaperone/translocase BCS1 (gene BCS1). Gene Ontology annotation, biological process: protein insertion into mitochondrial inner membrane from matrix; mitochondrial respiratory chain complex III assembly. The record is from RefSeq and is a predicted model, not a curated record. The transcript has a single exon. The coding region runs from base 1 to 1371 and encodes 456 amino acids. Gene Ontology annotation, cellular component: mitochondrial inner membrane. NCBI's taxonomy places the organism in Eukaryota, Fungi, Ascomycota, Saccharomycetes, Saccharomycetales, Saccharomycetaceae. Gene Ontology annotation, molecular function: ATP binding; ATP hydrolysis activity.